Molecule: messenger RNA, 4708 nt
Organism: Mastomys coucha (southern multimammate mouse)
Lineage: Eukaryota; Metazoa; Chordata; Mammalia; Rodentia; Muridae
Gene: Cbll1
Product: Cbl proto-oncogene like 1
Exons: 6
Coding region: 1025-2350 (441 amino acids)
Biological process (GO): regulation of cell adhesion; protein ubiquitination
Molecular function (GO): ubiquitin protein ligase activity
Source: RefSeq, a predicted model, not a curated record
GCACAAGGGGCUACGCUCGCCCCACUGCGCCGGGACGUGGCGGAGAGGAAGCAAGCUCUGACCCGGUCCCGGGCUUAGUCUGCUGCUUCUCGGCCUACCCUUCGGAGCGGUGCCUCCAUCCUCGAGACCGGCAGCACCGCUUCUUUGGUGCCGCUGAGCUCGUUUCGGGACCCUCCGCCGCGCAGGCUUUUUGGAAAGGGAGGGUCCCAGUUUUGUCUUUGUGUUUCUCAUUCCGGUUGCUUUGCACUUUGUGCUAGGGGAAAUAGGCGGGUGUUUCCCACUCUCGGAAUUGGAGAAGCGUCCGGACUCUUGGGCGAGAGUGGGUUGGAGACUUCCUGCUGCCUCUCAGCUUCGGGCGGCUGCUGCCGUGGUCACCUCCUGUGGUUAUUGUCUCGUUGGCUUUUCGCGGACUAGUGGCUAGAGAAGAGAGUCGGAUAUAUAGUUUUCGAAGUUACAAGCGGAGCAUCUUUUCUACCUGAACGCAAAGCAUGCCCCGCCCUUCGGCCGUGGUCCUUUCGCAUCUUUUGGGAACGUAUACAGAUUUUUUAAGAUCAAGAUAUUUUCAUCGCAUAUUACGAGUAGCUUCAAACCUCACUUCUGUUGGCUUCGUUUUUUUGGCUUUAGUUUUAGUUUUAACACUUGGCUCUGAGUGCUUCAGACAGUUACAUCGCCAAGCAGGAGGAAAAGCUUUUUCUUUAGGAAUUGACUGAGAUGCGCCCAGUCUUCCAACACUACUUAGUUAUGUAAUUGCAUGCAGAUACUUGUAGGCUUGGAGAUAGAAUGAUGGAAUGGUAAACAAUAGGACUACGUCCUUGUCUUCGAGUUUACAUUCUGUCAAAGUAGACAGGCAGGUUGGUUUCCUCUUUAAAAGCUGCUUGCAGAUUGUGACAAUGAAUUACAAGGCACUAAUAGUUCUGGAUCCUUGGGUGGUCUUGAUGUUCGCAGAAGAAUUCCUAUAAAACUCAUCUCCAAACAAGCUAACAAAGCUAAGCCUGCGGCUCGCACUCCGAGGACAGUUAGCAGAAUGCCUGCAAAGGCCCCACAAGGUGAUGAAGAAGGAUUUGAUUAUAACGAAGAGCAGCGGUAUGACUGUAAAGGAGGCGAACUCUUUGGGAAUCAGCGAAGAUUUCCAGGACACCUUUUUUGGGAUUUCAAGAUAAACAUCUUAGGUGAAAAGGACGAUACACCAGUUCAUUUCUGUGACAAAUGUGGACUGCCUAUUAAAGUCUAUGGGAGAAUGAUUCCAUGCAAGCAUGUCUUUUGCUAUGACUGUGCUAUUUUACAUGAAAAAAAAGGAGAUAAGAUGUGCCCAGGAUGUAGUGAUCCUGUGCAGCGGAUCGAGCAGUGCACACGAGGUUCUCUCUUCAUGUGUAGCAUUGUUCAAGGUUGCAAGAGAACAUAUCUGUCUCAGAGGGACUUACAAGCUCAUAUCAACCAUCGCCAUAUGAGAGCUGGAAAGCCUGUUACCCGUGCUUCACUUGAGAAUGUUCAUCCUCCUAUUGCCCCACCACCAACUGAAAUCCCCGAUCGUUUCAUUAUGCCACCAGACAAGCAUCAUAUGAGCCAUAUUCCUCCAAAGCAGCACAUCAUGAUGCCACCACCUCCUUUGCAACAUGUGCCACAUGAGCACUAUAAUCAGCCACAUGAGGAUAUUCGUGCUCCUCCAGCAGAAUUGUCCAUGGCUCCACCUCCACCUCGUUCAGUCAGUCAGGAAACCUUUCGUAUUUCAACAAGAAAACACAGCAAUUUAAUAACUGUCCCUAUUCAGGAUGACUCAAGUUCAGGUGCUAGAGAACCACCACCUCCUGCCCCAGCACCUGCUCAUCAUCAUCCUGAAUAUCAGGGUCAACCAGUGGUAUCUCACCCUCAUCAUAUUAUGCCUCCACAGCAACAUUAUGCACCACCCCCACCUCCUCCACCACCAAUAAGCCAUCCAAUGCCACAUCCUCCCCAGGCUGCAGGUACUCCUCACUUGGUAUAUAGCCAAGCUCCACCUCCACCAAUGACCUCUGCUCCACCACCAAUAACCCCUCCCCCUGGACAUAUUAUUGCCCAGAUGCCACCUUAUAUGAAUCAUCCUCCUCCAGGACCCCCUCCACCUCAGCAUGGUGGUCCACCUGUAACUGCACCCCCUCCUCACCAUUACAAUCCUAACUCUUUGCCCCAGUUUACUGAAGAUCAAGGAACUCUGAGCCCUCCAUUUACACAACCAGGAGGAAUGAGUCCUGGUAUAUGGCCUGCACCAAGAGGGCCACCUCCACCUCCACGAAUGCAGGGCCCGCCUUCUCAAACCCCUCUACCUGGACCACAUCAUCCAGACCAAACAAGAUACAGACCGUAUUACCAGUGAUCAUAGUGUUCUGAACUGAAGAUAUGACAAGGAAGAAAAGAUUAAAUUAGUCAAUCUUAAUUGAGCUUUGACUGUGGAAGGAAAACUACCUCUUUUGAGGUAGCUAUAAAACACAAGUCUUGUCUCUUAAAAUGGUUUUACUCUGACUUUAGGAUUGCUUUCAAGUACUAUUCUGUAGUGCAGAUAAGUGGCUUGGUUGAGCACAAUUAUAACUUACGUUGGUGUGAUAAAUUUUCCCAAAAGCGACCAUUUGUAAAAAAUUGAAAAAAUUUCACUGUUCCACUUUGAGAAAUACUGCUUUUAUUAAACCCAAUGUUUAGUUUUUCUUGUGAUGCAUUUUGUUAACCUGUGAAAAGAAUUAAAUUUCAAAAUGGUUGUAAAAAUGCUAUUUUUAUGUGAAUUUAAGUGCAGCCAUAUCAUUUUUUUAACCCAUAUUUUACCACUAAUUUUCCAAAGUUAAAAUCCUAAAAGUAAAAAUCUACUAAAUGGUUAGCAGGCAGACUGUUAAAUGGUAGGGAUUAUUUCACAUUUCAGGCACUGAAAUUUCAAGGUGUAGUUGUAUAAUACAUCUCACUUGGAUGCCUUUUCAUGUUUGGACAGCCUCAGAAGCUCCAAAUUCUGUCAGCGUUUCUAACUGGUUGACUGGCAUGACUCCGGGUAUUCUCUAAUUUGGAAAACGACCUGCUCUGCAGGCUCUAAGCUGCUGCUGAGUGCUGUUUUCAUUGAUGCUUUUCCUGAGUGGUUAGGAUCACAUCUGUCACACUUCAAGAGCUUAAGUUAUAUUAUUUUAUAGGACUGUGUAAAUGGCGUUAAUUCAGAUGAAAUGUGUUCUCUGUUCACUGUCUUAACCUACAUAUUUGGAGCUGGCUAGGCUUAUUUAAAUCUGCAUUUUCUCAUAGUUUGGUUCUGUAUUUUAGUGCACAGUGUGUUCUUAUUUAUGGGAUUAUAAACUGCAGUUUGAAUGCUGUGGAGGAAACUGACUAAUGUUUUAGCAAACAGUGUUCCUUGUAAUCACAAGCUAGCAUUUACUCAGGUUUUGUGGCCAUGGUGAGUUUUUCCUCUACGUUGAAAUUUUAAAACUAUCAUUUCUUCUUUCUUUUCUUGGUAAAAGAGUCUAAAAUUGGGACAUUUUACUGUGGAAUCAAUAGUAAAGACAACCAGAUAAUUUUGAAUUGGACAGAAGAAAAGUAAUGAUUAGAUUGAAUUUCAGUGCCGUGUAAGGUGCCUUUAGAGUCAGUGUUUGCAUUAUAGGGGCUUGUGACAGUCCAUUGGAGAUGACCACUCAGUUUAUACGUGUCUCCUAUGUAUAAGUCAGCAUUCUUAGGAUGUUACUAUAUAUAUCCUUUGAAUUGACUGAACUCUUUUCUUCCCCUUUAAAAUGGUGCAUAAUAUAAACAUGGUGUGUAGUGUGCAGAUAGCAUCUGUUAGAUAGUUUGUAGUAUAUAAAUUUAGAACAUUGGUUUUGACAAGGGGUAUACUGAUUACUAAUUCACCAUUUUAUUCUGUCAGGUACAGGAAAACAUUCUCAUGUUGGAUGAUCAGAUGCAAAAUCAUUUCUGAACUUUCAGAAGAAAUAAUAUAAAUGGCCAUUCAUCCUUGGCUGGCCAAAAAUAACUAAUGCAGUUUUUUUCUUGAGCAAAUAUUUUUUUUUCACAUGUAGCGUUUUGAGAAUCUGGUUUGCUCAUGCACUAUUUCUAGUGAGAAAUUCUUGUUAUUAGAAGCAUGGGAGUGAAAUAGUGUGUGGCGUGAUGAGUGCUUCUGUCCUUACUGUAGGUACUUGGACUGGUGCAAACUUGAUUCUUUUUCAUGCCCCCUGGUUAGGAGCUAUUAAAACAUUACUGUUAAAGUCCAAAUAAACCUUUAUUUCAUGUAAUUAGAAAAUAGCCAGGUUCAUGUAAGAACUCGUUACCUGUUUAUGAGAAGCUCUUUUCUUGAGAUUUACUGGGGUUGGGUGUGGUAAGAAACCACUUAGCCUGUAUUUUGGACCAAAAAAUCAGUAUCAUGAAAAAAAAAUCCCACAUUAUGAGAAUCCUUGUAGGCUUUAAAAAACAAUUUAAAAAACAUUAUGCUGGGAAGCAGGCGAGAUGAAUGUUUUGUAAUAGAAUUUUAAAUGUUAGACUUGAAUUCAUCAGUUAAUUGUUUGAGUGAGGGUGGGUGGGUAGACAGAUAACAAGAUUAUUAUUAAGUGUUUAUGUUCUUAAGGAAAAAGAUGUGAAUCCCAGCACAUUUCAGGGAAGCCUUCGAAGCUGUCUAUGAUGGACAUAAGUCUAAAUGUAUGUAUGUUUCAUUAAUUGCUCUUAAGACUACUGAGGUGGCAGUUUAACUCUUAAAAACAAUAAAAUGGAAACAUAAAUACUA